CAGUCUUACUGGUCACCUUUGUAUGCCUGUGUUGUAAAAUCAAACUAAUAGUAUUUGUUGCUUUUCCUAUCUGGGGAGGCUCAGGACGUGGACUGUUAAAAUAAGCCAUGGAGGGAUGAGUAUACAUAAGCUUUGCAUGUAUUUCAGCACACAGUAUACCCAAACUAGUCACAUUUCUUCAGCUCAAUUUCAAGCAUAGUAAAAUGACCUUUGUAAAAAUAUCUUUUAAGGCACGUUGCAACACAAGUAAGAAAAUGGACUCAAACUCUUCAUUCGAUUGGCCUCACGCGCUGAAUUAUAAUGGGACAUACAAGUACCUCUACUUAGAAGGCAAUGUCUCCUAUGUGGACUUCUACCUUCACCAGCCUUCAGUGGCAGCUGUCUUCAUCGUCUCUUACCUCCUGAUCUUCCUGCUCUGUAUGGUUGGCAACGGAGUGGUUUGCUUUAUUGUCCUGAGGAGCAAACACAUGCGUACAGUCACAAACCUUUUCAUCUUAAACCUGGCUGUCAGUGAUUUACUGGUGGGAAUCUUCUGCAUGCCCACCACCCUCCUGGACAACAUCAUUGCAGGAUGGCCGUUUGGGAGCCUGGUUUGCAAGAUGAGCGGGAUGGUCCAAGGAAUCUCUGUUUCUGCCUCCGUCUUCACUCUAGUUGCUAUUGCCGUAGACAGGUUUCGAUGCAUUGUUUAUCCGUUUAAGCAGAAGCUGACCAUUUCAACUGCAGUCGCCAUUAUAGCGGUCAUCUGGAUUCUGGCCAUCGCAAUCAUGUGUCCUUCUGCGGUCAUGCUGCAGGUACAAGAAGAGAAGCAUUUCAGGGUCAUCCUUGGCGAUGGCAAUGAAACCCGCCCUGUAUACUGGUGCCGGGAGGACUGGCCUAACCCAGGAAUGCGAAAGAUCUAUACAACGGUUCUGUUUGCCAACAUCUAUCUGGCUCCCCUGUCGCUCAUUAUUAUCAUGUAUGCUAGGAUAAGCAUUGCUCUUUUCAACACAGCAAUGCCCGUGGUGGGAAAACACAGACAGAGGCAGCGGCACAGCGUGUCUAAGAAGAAACAAAAAGUCAUCAAAAUGCUCAUUAUUGUGGCUUUGCUGUUCACCCUGUCCUGGCUUCCCUUGUGGACUCUGAUGAUGCUCUCAGACUACGCCAACCUUUCAGAUAUCCAGUUGCAGAUCAUCAACAUUUAUAUCUAUCCCUUUGCUCACUGGCUGGCCUUUUUCAACAGCAGCAUCAACCCCAUCAUCUACGGUUUCUUUAAUGAAAACUUUCGCCGAGGAUUUCAGGCGGCCUUCAAACUUCAGCUCUGCUCCGGGGAGAUCGUUCACAGGGAGGUCUAUUCUCAGCGAGGUCAAAGCAAUGCCAUUUUGCCAGCUGCCAACUGCCAGACACCCCAGGAUCAAGCUUGUCAAAAUGCUAAGGAGGAGGGGAAGACAGUUAAGAAAGGAAAUUGGGUGAAUAACCAGCAGGAUUUGAUAAUGGAGGAUCUAGAAGAGCCCUGCCACGAUGAAAUUAAGUGAAACAUGCUAUGAACUACCUAAACAGUUUAUGCCUAGCAGAGUUUAUUUAUUGUGUUGUGAAACUCACGCUCUGUAAGCCCUUUCUGACAAAAAAGUCAAUAUGUUUCUGUUUUGAAGGAGAUAAGUAACUUGCAUAAUAUCUGAAUGUUUGAUGUAAGUAGGAAAGCAAAUUCAGCCCUUUGCGUUACCAGCUUAAACCAGCGGCACCUCCCCUGCAGUCCGUGAUGACUCAUUGCUCUUGAACUGGGCUGGAGCAGAGACGUGAUUAAAAUGGGAUUACCUUCCACUUAUUGUGACAUAAGAGAAAAAGAGAACUAUAGUUAUUGACUCGGAUACAAUUACUCUGGAUACUCACUGAUGAAGAGGACAACAUUCAUUCAUUUUCUUCUGUGAAUCUCUCAGAGCAGCCGAAACAGGGUUGCUUGAACAAUAUUUACGGUAACGUUUCAGCAUGUAAGGCUAGCUGUUGUUAAUACCUACAAUUUUCUUCUGAUAUCAGAGAGUGGAAACAUCGCUGCUGUUUGUAGCAUCCAGCUAGACUGUGGAGCUGGAAAAAGGAGGAAAUCACAAGACUGGCCAGGACCCUGAGCGUAUGGCCCCUCUGGGGGGUUCAACUUUUGGGGCUCAGGGCAGCUCCGAGCCAGUGCGUCUGAGGGUGUCCCUCUUGUUGCAUUAAGAAAUAAUUUUAUCUGUAGACCAAAAUACCUGCUAAUGAGAUUUAUAAAAAAGUCCUCCACCAAAAGCAAGACUAAUCCAAUAAACCCACUCCUGGAUUUAACAUGAAUUUCUCUUUGUUCGACAAUGGAUCCUUGGUACUACUCUUUUAGCUUCUUCUGUGAAGUGUAAGCCUGUUCCUCGAACUUGUCAAUCUGUUAUUCUGUAACUCUCCUUAACUGAAAUAUUGGUGAUACAGUCUGAAUAUUUGAACUGAACUCACUGGUUCCUGGGUCUUCUUGUGGUUGAUACUCAUGUUGCUUCUGCCUGGACAUUUUGAGUGCCAGCUGGUUCCUACCCAAAUGACAAGAAGUCAUCACUGACAUCUUCAGUCACAUUCCGUUUAUUCCCCUUUCUGGUUGCCCCUCUUGUUAAUUCUGUGACAGUAAUUAUUGUUGCAGCUAGAGAAGUAAAUAGGAGUGAAAUUUGAGAAAUAAAGGAUAAAAAAUGGC
This is a messenger RNA of Aquila chrysaetos chrysaetos, 2677 nucleotides long. RefSeq names its product neuropeptide FF receptor 2 (gene NPFFR2). Gene Ontology annotation, molecular function: neuropeptide receptor activity; opioid receptor binding; peptide binding. Lineage: Eukaryota; Metazoa; Chordata; Aves; Accipitriformes; Accipitridae. Gene Ontology annotation, cellular component: membrane. The transcript is spliced from 3 exons. Gene Ontology annotation, biological process: regulation of adenylate cyclase activity; G protein-coupled receptor signaling pathway; regulation of cAMP-dependent protein kinase activity. The record is from RefSeq and is a predicted model, not a curated record. Bases 204 to 1511 code for a protein of 435 amino acids.